Molecule: messenger RNA, 910 nt
Organism: Cuscuta campestris
Lineage: Eukaryota; Viridiplantae; Streptophyta; Magnoliopsida; Solanales; Convolvulaceae
Source: the annotation of a GenBank genome assembly
CUCUAGAGUUUGUCCGUGUGUCGAAGUUCGAGGACGGUCGUUUGCUCGACUUCGUUCGUGCUUUCAAAGCCUCUCCCCGCUCUACGUCAAUUCCACUUUUUCGGAAUAGGUAUAACCUUCUAUCUUUUACUAUAGUUUUCGUACGAGUUAUUGGGAUGGCGUUUCUAGAAUGAGUCCAUUCGAAAAUCGUGAGUUGAUGUAUAAGAAAUAUGAGAGAGAAGGUGUUGUUAGUCAAGAAUGGGUGGACAACGUGGUUGAGUUUGUAGAGUACUGUGAGUCAAGUCCCAAUGUAGAUAGGUUGGAUAACCAGAAAAUGCGAUGUCCUUGCAAGAAAUGUAAGAACAUCAAGUUUUGCUCAUCAAAGAUUAUGCUGGAGCACAUUUUGCGGUUUGGAUUCACACCCAAUUACUUUGAUUGGGUGGAUCCAGGACAUGCUGAGCUACAGGCACAAUUCUUCGAACUGCGCGAGGAGGCUAGACAAAAUGGACUUAAAGUCACCGACGAAGAAAUAUGGUACUUGCUAGUCGAGGGCCAUAACGCAAAGAACCGUGUUCCUGGAGUUGGUUACUAUGCACGAAAAAUGAAGAAGAUCAAUCCGUCCUCCAAACCUCGUCGUUCCAGCACUAGUAGCAGCAGCGCGGCGGAGAUGGCAGCACUUAAAGAACAAAACCAAAGGCUGCAGGAACAACUUGAUAAUCUAACCUCAAACUUGUCGCUGACGAUUCAGGAGGAAAUAAGGAAGUUAUAUGGUGGAAAUCUUCCUCCACGAGGCUAUGACGAUGGAAUGGGAGGGGCGGGACAGCCCAGGAUUUGUUGACAUCUUUGACAUUUGAAACAAGCACUUUAAUAUUUUGUGUUUUUACAAGAUUAUGAAUUAUGUUACAUUUGCACGUGAAGGUUUAACUAAUCU